Leptidea sinapis is the source of this 7056-nucleotide messenger RNA. RefSeq names its product ras-like protein family member 10B. The coding region runs from base 273 to 1127 and encodes 284 amino acids. The transcript is spliced from 3 exons. Gene Ontology annotation, molecular function: GTPase activity; GTP binding. NCBI's taxonomy places the organism in Eukaryota, Metazoa, Arthropoda, Insecta, Lepidoptera, Pieridae. The record is from RefSeq and is a predicted model, not a curated record.
GGCGGGCGUACGAUCUUGUUAACACAGAACCGCCAAAUCUCUCGCAAAUUCAACGCUGUAACUCUAUUCAAAUUAAUAAAUAAAAUAUAUUUCUUAUUUGCGUUCUAAUACAGUUACUAAAUAGUUUGCUAAAUUUGAUUACAGUACUUAUUGACUCCUUGUAAAUAUUGAUUUUCCCACCAGAAUAUAGAUACGGCACUGUUGAUGCUUUUUUAACAAGAAUGUUUAUGGUAGACUUUUUGGAUGUGUGAUUGAUAAUUAUUAUUGUGGAAAUGAACAAAUUAAAUAUUUUGUGUAAGCAAGAUAUAGAUGAGGAGCAAAAUGUCACUGGAAAUUGUACUAAGCCAAAUAAAAUGUUAGAAUUGGAUUUGGAUUAUUUAGAGCGUGGAGGAGGCACGUUGACAGUAAGUGGAGCACCUAGUAUAGAACCCAGCCCAGACAGCCUAGAUCUUGUGAAGGUUGUGUUGCUUGGUGCACCUGCAGUAGGAAAAACCAGUAUUAUUCAGCAAUUUGUCUGGAGUGAUUUCACCGAAGAAUAUCUACCAACAGAACGAAAACACACUUUCUAUCCAUCCGUAAUCAUCAAUGAGCAUCUUUACGAGAUCAAAAUAACAGACGUGCCAGUGAUUCCUUACUUCCCCGUAAAUUCCUACUACGAAUGGACCCAUUAUCGUUUUUAUGGCCUCCGUAAUGCGACCGCCUACAUUUUAGUAUUCGAUUUAUCAAACGUCGAUACAUUCCAGUACAUAAGGACCUUGAGAGAUCAAAUGGUAGAAAGCAGAGAUAUGAGAAACGUGCCUGUCUUAGUUGUAGGUAAUAAACAGGAUUUGUUAUGCAGUUCAACACCUUCUGCUUCGAGUGGUUUGCAACAGUUGGCAAUGGCGGAAAGUGCUUGUGGUGAUUCGAGGGAGAAACGACGUAAUAUCGUGAACUUAGUUCGCAAACAUUGGAAGUGUGGGUAUAUUGAGUGUUCAGCUAAGUUCAACUGGAGAGUGAUAGCUGUGUUUAAAGAGCUGAUGGAAAUGAUUGAUGCUUUGGAAGGUAGUAGCAGUGGGCGUAACGCUGAAGCUCCAUCAGAUUCUGCGGUGGGAGGGCAAACACACGAGAGUCGCUGUGCGGUUGCUUAGCACAUUUCGAUGCUAAAACAUUAUCUGAGCAGGACAUUAUCAUUCUCGUAUAAUAAUAAUUAGCUAUAGAAAUAAUCAAAACUGUUAUAGCAUAUAUUGUAUAUUUGUUACUUUGUACAAAUUGUUUUUAUAAGCACUUGUUAGUAUUGUUUUUGUUUUAUUGUUGGUAUGUUUAUUUGUGGGUCGCCAAUAUAUUAAGUGGGAAAUCUACCGAGGAGGAAAGUUGCAAUCACAACCCUUAUUUUAAAUAUAAAUAAAUAUUGAGACACUUUUACACAAAUUAUGUUGCCCCAAACUAGGCAUAGCCUAUGGGUACAAGACAACAAUAUAUUUAUUAAAAUAUACUUACUAAAACAUACAUAUAUAAAUAUGCAUGAGUCGGAAACUAACAUUCGUAAUUAUCAUAUAAAUGUUUGCACCUACCGGGAUUCAAACCCGGGACCUCUAGCUCAGUAGGCAGAGUCACUAGCCUCUGGGCUAUCGGGGUAGUCAACAAUAGAAGUGAAUCAAUGCCCCGUCAGGUUCAUUAAUGUAACCUUAAUUCCUUGAUUGGCAGAUGUAUAUUGAUAAAGAGAACUUCUAUUUAACGACAUUUUGAAUCAUACUUCUUGCCUCACUCAGCUAUUUUGUGGAAUCAAUGACCGACAAUGAACGACUUAGGGACCUUAAAGCUUAUAGCAUACUCCUACCUGAAAGGCUAACAAUUGGCGGAUGCCUCACCAUAACCCACCACGUAAGCCUCUUGCCUGUUUGCCCCCUUCUUAUAUUAUAAUAAACACUUAAAAUACUUUUUACUGGCGAACAAAAACACUUAUUCUAAGCUAUUGAAACUUUAUUAUAAUUACAGGUGUUUAUGAAACUUUUAUGACUAUCACGAACUUUGAAUACAAUUUUUACACGUUUUGCUCCGUUUGCUUGGGAAAUGAAUUAAGUUUUGUAUUCAGUUUGCUGGUUAACUUCAGAAUAAAGAAAGUAUUUUGACUAGUAACAAUAAAAUGUCGUUUUCUUCGCCAGCUCCAAAAUUGUUGUAUAUCUUAAUAUAUAUAAAUUCAGUGUCCUGAUGUUUGGUUCCUGUGAACUCUUUAACUCAUUUACGGAUUUUAAUUGGGAUUACUUCAUGGAGUGCAGUUUCGUUCUACUUGAGUGGUAGGAUAGUGUUUAUUUCGAUUUGGGACCCAUAAGUAUUUUUAUUUCUAACUAGUUGACCCGACAGACGUUGUUCUGUAUAUAAUAAAUAAAAUACUAUUUUUUAUGAAUUUGUCAAUAAUAUUUCAUAACAUCAAGAAUUAUUUCGUAAAAUAUGCUCCCUGCUAUCGUAAUGAAAUUGUUUCACAGCAGAACUGUCAAACUGUGCGUCAAUAAAUUCUCUCAUAGAAAUUAUGUAUGGACACAUCAAAGGAAAAACAAAUUUGUUGUUUUUAUUUAAUUUAGCAGCAUUUUCCUAUUUAUUCACCUUUUAAACCUUCUCUGGACUUCCACAAAUAAUUCAAGACCUAAAUUUGCCAAAUCGGUCCAGCCGUUCUCGAGUUUUAGCGAGACUAACGAACAGCAAUCCAUUUAUAUAUAUAUAUAUAUUGUUUUGUAUGGGAAUAUUUUCUAUGAGAGAAUUUGUUGACGCACUGUUUGACAGUUCUGCUGUGCAACAGUUUCAUUAUAACAACAGGGAGCAUAUUUUACGAAAUCAUUCUUGAUGUUAUUAAAUAUUAUUGGAAAAUUCAUAAAAAAUAGUAUCUUAUUUAUUAUGUACAGAACAACGUCUGUCGGGUCAGCUAGUGAUGUAUAAAGUAAUAUGAAAAAUGUCAAUUCUUGUCAUAAUCAUGCAAAUUCGCUGUUGUAAUAUUGUUCGUUUAUCUUGCUUCAUGCAAAAUUGUUGACGUUUUUAAGCUAAAUGCAAAACAUGGUAUGUGAGGUUGUCGGAUUAUGUAAAUAUUGAAAAUAAAACUGUCGUGGAUCAGUGACUUCGUUGAAAGAUAUAAAAUAUAUAAUUUUUAUAGUCUCGUCAUCACUAUCUAAUACUCAAAGCUUAGUCCGUGUUCCAGAAGGUGUGUCAAUACUUGAUCCGUCAUUAACGAUCAAAUAUCUUUUACUUACUGUAUUUAUAACGUAUACAGGUAUCUUAGCGUCUUAUGCUGCUCAGAAUUUUUGAAAAUCCUGAGCGAUUUUGCAUUGAAGUGGGUAGAUUCUAUCACUCAUAUUCUUAGAUUAAGGAUUGGUCUCACCAAUACCUAACCACUCUACCUAAGAACAAUAGCUUUUUUAUUACGGCAACUAUUUGGUGCUUGUGUGCGUGGCAUCUUGACACUCAAUGGCAUCUUUCACAUUUUCAUACGCUUCGUGUUAGUUUACAUUGAAAUUAAUAAAAUACAAAAUACUUACUGAUGAUACGUGAUCCCAGUGUCUUUCUUAUUUCUUGUAGUAUUAUUUUUACAAAGCUUUACUACGCAUCCCGGCUAUUGUAGUAUCAAUUAUUAGCAAAGUUUAACAGAACAUGUGGCACGACAACGUCACACUGUUCAAGACUGGCUCGAGUACGCCCACUCGGGCGUAGUAUUACUUACCGCACGUUGCGACUACACAGCGGAGACCAAUCCUUGAUCUAAGCUUACACCACAGAACAGUCAGAAGAGAUUCAUUACUGUUCUGUGACUAUACCAUAACAUAACCGUAUUCCUCGUCUUACCACUUCUCAUCAUAAAUCAAAAUUAUUGUUACUAUCUUAAUAAAAUAUACUAAGAUAUAUUAUUUUUACUAUUUGUAAGGUAUCGAUGUUUUUAUUAUAAGAUUGUUGUGAAAAGUUACAUAUGACAGAGAUACCAUACCAUACAGAUUAUUUUAAAAUAGUUUAGCGUUUUAAAGUAAUUUGAUUUGAUGGCAAUUUUGUAUAAGAACUGUUUCUUAUUGUUGUUGUUUUAGAACUGUAAUUAUUGUAUUUUUGUAAAUAUAAUUAAUAUUUGUUUUUUUUUUAUAGGCUAGAGUUAACAUGUGCUCUGUGUUGUGCUUCUACCUCUGUGCUUCCUCUUAGGACGUCUUAAUAACUAUUUUUCUUAUAACUCCUGUAAAUAAAUGAGGGUAGGAUGAAAAUGGUUGAAAAAAAACAAAAGUGAAUUUGCUAGAAACUGUCAUAACCAUAAUGUUAACACUCAAAACAGACAUAAACAUAUAAUGCCUACUACUCGGCUCAGUCGAGUUAGUAAGGCUUUUGUGGGGCGAUGUAUAGGCUUUUACAACAAGAUCCCAGUAAAUGAUCAAGACAAAAUAUAAUGUAUUAAGAAAUAUAAAAGAAUUGUUAAAAACGUUUGUGUGAUAUGUAAGUUACUAUAAAAUAAAUGGAUUUCUUAAUCAUACUAUCUCUCUAAUAUCUCUCAGGGGCGUCGUCCGUCUACCUUCCCAGUAACCAUCAGUUGUUCGAGGUUGUGGCCAUCUUUUCUGGCGAUAUGUCUAAAGAACUCUAAGAUUUUGAGGUGGCAGAUGGAUCAUAGCCUGGUGUUUACACCUAGACUGUGAAGAAUGGAUUGGUUGGUGUGAAAUGCUAUUAGUAUCAGUAGUAUCAUAUACUGUACGUGUUAUUAAUUACGCAAGCCAAGCACUUGGGUAUUUAAAUACACUCAUACUUGUCAAGUCUUUUUAAACAAAAUUAUAUCAAAAUUAAACUACUUAUAUCAUUAUUGUUAAUGUCAAUCGAAUAAGUAGUCAGUUUUGAAUAGUAAGUUUUGCACUUUGUGUUUCGCUAAGCGACCAAGCGCUUUUAACAUUCCAGUAAUCAUUUACAGUACUGUUCACAGUAUUAUUAGCCCUUUUAAUUGAAAUGUUCUUGAUUACCGAUUCAAAUCUAUCAAAGAGCAAUUCUUGCAGGCAAACAGGUAUUUUAUCAUUAAUGCCGACACCCAUUACCAUAAACUUGUUUGUGAAUGUAUUGGAAUUAAACAAACACUAAAUGUGACGAGAAUCUUGCCACAAUACAUCAAUGAAAAGGGUAUUAGAAUCGGUCUAGCGGUAAUUGAGCUUAGCGUGCACAAACAAAGAGGCAAAAGUUGUAAAAAGAUUGAUAAAAUAUUUAAUGUAGAAACGCCUCAUUUUGACGAUUGCAUUAUAUGAAUAGAUCGAUUAUAAGUGUUUCGUACAAAACAAUUAAAGCCUGAAGGUUUCUACGCUUACGAAUAGUACGUGUUGUAGUCGUGAGGCGCUAAAAUUUAUGACUAGAGGGGAUUUUGGUACAAAUUGAAUUUGAAUAUUCACCCCGUUGUUAGGAAGGAUACUCAACAAUUUUUUAAAAAACAUUUUAGUUAUUAAAUUAUUAAGAUUUACAUUGUUAACUUAUUUAUUUAUACGUCUUUACUCACGAUUUAUCGGUGUGGGAACCAACUAGUAUUGGACCAUUCGGAGGUCCUUCUUCAGGGUGAUUGUACUGGGUUCGCGAUAAAGUCCCGUCUCAUAUUGCGGAAUCGUGCUCGUAGUGCGCGGCUGGACAGGGUGGUGGGGUUUUUGGAUCAAUUUUAAUAGAGACAAGGGUUGGGCUCUGCCACCUAACUGUAACAGUGUUGUUAAACGCAUUUAGCAAUACCAGUGGGUGGCUCCUUUGCACAGGAUACCGGCUAGAUUAUGGGUACCACAAUGGUGCGUAUUUCUGCCGUGAAGCAGUAAUGUGUUAACAUUAUUGUAUUUCGGUCUGAAGAGCGCCGUAGCUAGUUAAAAUACUGGGAUAUGGAAAAUGAGACUUAACAUCUUGUCUCAAGAUGACAAGCGCAUUUGUAGUGCCGCUCAUAAUAUAUGGGUUUUUUAAGACGCCUGAGUGGAACUGCAUUGUAAUGGGCAAGGCGUAUCAAUUUCCAUCAACUGAACGUCCUGCUCGUUCGUCCCUUAUUUCAAUAAAAAUCUCGCAAUAAGACCAGACCCACAGUGCCUGUGAUCACGUAGUGGACAUUUUGACAUAGAGUACAUUUUGUGCACCCGUGGAAGCCAAUAGUGAUAAAUUGUCAGCCGUGCUCGUCAUCACUACUGGCGCCACCCGCGCUCCCCGAUCUGUCCAGCCGCGCAAUACGAGCACAAGUCCACAGUAAGAGUCGGGACGUUAUCGCGAAACCACUACACUCACCCUGAUGAAGGACCUCCGAAUGGUCCGAAACUAUAAUUUCAUAUUUUUUUUACAUAUCUUCAUAAAAAAAUACAUGUCGGUGCCCAUACUAAUAAAGUGAGUAAAGCCGUGUUAAUUAAUAAGUUAACAUUUAUGUAUUAUGAUUUAAGUGAAUUUUUGUUAUAUAUUUUCCACAUUUGUGUUACUAAUGCGCUCUGUGGCGUCGGUGGGGAUAUAUGUAAAACCGUUGAUUCUUAUCACGGUUACUCCGGUUCAUUCCUCGCCCGCCAUGAAUCGAUGUAUUUUCGAUAUCAUAUUAUAUAUGUUUAUUUGACGCUUUUUAAGGUAGGCGACGCUCUCGCGAUUCCUCUGGAGUUACUCAUACCAAUCAAGUUUCACAAUUGUAUGCUUGUUGUUAUGUCACCCAUAAAAAAAUUUGUGGGCAGCCUAGCGAAACUCUCUAAGAAAAAAGCGUUUCACGCGAUUUUAUGAAACGUGCAGUCAUUGAUAGAUUGACAUAUGACGGAUAUAAUCUUGUAAAAAACGGCGAAAGCCGAAAUACACAACGUUCUAGGCAACUGUUCGCUUUCAAACUUAGCCGGAAUAUACUUCGUCGCUAAUCGCCACACUGUAAUUACUACUAUAUCAAACUUAUGUAAAAUGACUGCACGUUUCACACUAAACUAAAUUUCAAUUUUUACUCGGGCAGUCCCACCUCCAAUUACGUAGUAUUUACACCCUCUUUGUCUAUGGGUUCAUUGUCUUGUCAGGGUUAAGGUUUUGUGAACAGUUUAUUAAAUUCUUGGACUUUAGUGAAUUUGUUGUCAACUUCUAUAGUAAUCAAGCCUGCACUAAUAU